CUUUCCCAAUACUACUCGUACUUAGCUUCGCUCCGAAUCUAGGACGUUCUGCUACUCACCGCCUCUCUCCGCCUCUGCGCUCAUUUUAACAUGGCGACAUUGAAGAGGAGUGCAUCACCGGUCGUCAGCUUGUCGACGCUGCCGCAGCUUGCAGGGUUCCACUCGGUUGUCCUAGAGUCGUCUCAGUCCGUUGAAUCUUCUCAAGGAUUGCGGCGUUCCAAACGUCUCAAGGUCGCAGUAGCACACGUUAAAAAGGAAUCGGAUGACAUGAAACAGAGUGUCGAAACAGCCUCCCAGGUAGACAUUAAGAUUGAAGCGGAAGUCACAACGAUAGAUGUGAAACCUUCCUCGUCGCGCAAAACAGCAAGUUCACCGAAGAAGAAAGUGCCUGCCUCACCUCGCAAAGCCAAGCCUAUUGCGCAGGCACUUGAUGUUCCUCAUCCAGCUCCAGCACAUUGGCGCCAAACAUAUGAGACCAUCGAGGAGAUGCGUUCCAAAGUGGUAGCUCCGGUAGAUACUAUGGGUUGCCACAUGCCGCAGUUAGCAGAGACAGUCCCUGAGAAUCAGCGCUUUGCGACACUGGUGUCUCUGAUGCUGUCUUCACAGACGAGGGACGAGACCACGUUCGCUGCCGUCACAAAGCUUCGAGAAGCUGUAGGCGGGAGUAUUAGCGUUGAUGCCAUUCUGAAGGCUGAUGGUAACGCCAUUUCCGAAGCGAUAUGUAAGGUGGGAUUUUGGAGACGCAAGACCCAGUACAUAAGACAAGCUGCUCAAUGUCUGCGUGACGAUUUCAACUCGGAUGUGCCGAAGACGGUAGAUGAGUUGUGCUCACUACCCGGAGUUGGCCCAAAGAUGGCAUUCUUGGCUCUGCAAGAUGCAUGGAAGCUGAAUGCCGGUAUCGGCGUUGACGUUCACGUUCAUCGCAUCACGAAUAGACUGGGAUGGCACAAGCCACCGACGAAGACGCCUGAAGAGACACGACUGAAUCUACAAUCGUGGCUCCCACUGGAGCUUCAUCCGAAGAUCAACGCUUUGCUUGUCGGCUUUGGCCAAACAAUAUGCUCGCCUGUUGGGCCUCACUGUGACACUUGUCAGCUGAGCAGCUGGCUCUGUCCCAGCGCUCGCAAGGUCAAGUCGAAGAGCAAGAAAACUGUUGCUGCAAUUUCCAGCAGAUCCAGACCGAAGAUCGAGAUCGCUGUCGAAGAAGAGUCAAUUGCGGAGAUUGUUGCUCCCUCCGAGGAGACGAAACCUGUAGCUCUGAAAAUAGAGGACGACGCAUAAACGUCCGGACUGUGAACCCCUUCUCCAGGCGUGUGCACUGCUCCCACACGGAGCGCCACUCUUCGAACCGUUUCGGAGACGGCGGAUCUGCCACUGCGAGUUCCUCAAUCGUUUCUACAAGUCCGGACAAUCAGCUCAACACGAGAGCGCGGUGCGAAUGGGUAUCUUACGGAGGCCGAUCUUGACAGCGCUCUGAUAUGCAUCGCCGGAGUAAUCGUCGAUCCAUUUGCUGUAUGGAUUGCCCUCGAGCUUGACCCAGGUG
Messenger RNA from Laetiporus sulphureus 93-53, 1543 nucleotides. RefSeq names its product DNA glycosylase. Gene Ontology annotation, molecular function: DNA binding; oxidized pyrimidine nucleobase lesion DNA N-glycosylase activity; DNA-(apurinic or apyrimidinic site) endonuclease activity. Lineage: Eukaryota; Fungi; Basidiomycota; Agaricomycetes; Polyporales; Laetiporaceae. Gene Ontology annotation, biological process: nucleotide-excision repair; base-excision repair; base-excision repair, AP site formation. The record is from RefSeq and is a predicted model, not a curated record. Bases 91 to 1281 code for a protein of 396 amino acids. Gene Ontology annotation, cellular component: nucleus. The transcript has 7 exons.